Synchytrium microbalum is the source of this 4257-nucleotide messenger RNA. RefSeq lists its product as uncharacterized. Lineage: Eukaryota; Fungi; Chytridiomycota; Chytridiomycetes; Synchytriales; Synchytriaceae. Gene Ontology annotation, biological process: protein localization to ciliary transition zone; negative regulation of canonical Wnt signaling pathway. The transcript is spliced from 20 exons. Gene Ontology annotation, cellular component: ciliary base; ciliary transition zone; cytoskeleton. The record is from RefSeq and is a predicted model, not a curated record. The coding region runs from base 1 to 4257 and encodes 1418 amino acids.
AUGGAGGAGCACCACGACUGGGCUCGUACAUUUAGAUCCUUUGUACCAUAUACUCAACGAGACUCCCAACGAAUCGUUCCAACAUCGACAAAAUCGCAGCUCCAUUUCCCAUACUCCUUAACCAUUUCACGUCUCGAAGGCAUCACUCUCCCUCCAAUCAUUACAGAAUCCUAUUUGAAUUCAGAUGGUCCCAUGUCAUGUCGUGUCCGUGCUACCUUCUUUGAUGUCACAUCUGCUCAAUUUUAUGGCAAGACGUGGGCGUCGCCACGAUACAUUCGGAUACGGAAGGCCAAGACCGUGAAUGAUGGAGAACGUCAUAAUGAUGGUGGUGAUGACGAUCGGGAUACGGAGGAUGGUAGUGAGGAAGAUGAUGAAGAGAUCUAUUCUGCAGACGUUGCGCUUGUUGGGAAUCGGUUGACUGCUACAUUACAUGAUUUGCACAUUUACUUUCAUACACCUGUGACGGAACCAGAUACAAUUAUCGUAUUGGAAUUCGUGUUGCAAGUCGUGAAUGGACUUGAGUCGACGUCAAUCCUUCAAAACAUUGGAAUUGGCUGGACAUUCAUACAUCCGUUUGAUCCCAUGAAGAAUGGACUAGAUUGCACUCGGGUUUGGUCGGAUGCAGCAUCUAGUUUGAUGGAGCCAGUAGCUAAGCUGAUGCCAAUUUAUGUCGGUACACCACGAAUGCUACCAGUCAUCGCUCCACUAUUGCUAGGCCAAAUGCUUGGAUUUCCUGCUUUGACGCCUAUUCCAAGUGCUUUGUGCACCUAUAAACUGACCACUUGUCAGAGCCUUCGACAUGUUUGUCACUACAUUCGUGAGAACGAGUUUAUUGGAUAUGGUGAUAUAGUGUCUGGAGUCCGAUUCAAGGAUGAGUACAAUCUGGAAGCAUUAGAAACUAGUACUGCUAGCUUUUCUCAGGCAAGUAUCUCAAUACGAGUACAACCAUCAGUACAACAAUUCGAAGAAAAUCUCGUGAAGAUCGUCGCACAGACAUUUUGCGAGACACAUCAAAUACCACCAUCCGAACCAUUAGCACCACCCACGAUUCUAGAACGACGCUUGAAUCUAGGAUUUCAUAAUGGACGUACUUUUCUUACACCUCCUACCACAAUCACAUUAACACCAGUCAUCAAUGCAGAUGAUACGACAGGAAACGAGCUUAAAUUCCAGGGGAAUGUACAGCUUGACUCGUUUGUGCCGGAGGAUAAAGAUGUGGUGGUGAUAGUUUUAGUUGAAUACAAGGUUAAUGUUGUUAGAAGCAUGCCUGCUGAUGAUAAGGAUACCUCGGCUGCUGCUGUGCGAGCACGAAGAAUGUCUAUACGGCAAUUCGAAAAUGCUGGUGUUGAGCAGGUUGUUUUGUUGGGGUGGGCUAUAUGGAAACCCUUGCAUAAGGAUGAAACUGAAAUCAGACAAAUGCCAUUGAUUAACUCGAUAGAACCAAAUCCGUUCUUGGCAAGCAUGUAUCGACCUGCUGAUUUACUGAAUGGAAUCCCACCUAUGAAUGUAUCUUUUGUGUUUACUGGAGCUGUAGCACCAUCUCCUGCGAGCUCACCAGUGAGAUCCAUGUCGCGAUCAAUGUCAUAUGGAGAACGACCCAAAACUCCAAAGAGUCCCAGAACAAGAUCCAUACCUCCUUCUCCGACAAAGGCUGUUCCUAUCGCACCACUAAUAUCACUUCCGCCACCGGCACGAGCAGAACCAGCUUUAGUACCAGAAGCAAUGUUUGGUGAUCAGGAUAGUCUCAUGGAACUAUCAGGAAGUCUACCAUCUCCAGCACCAAUGAACGCGGUCUUGUCUUCCUCCUCAUUAAGGAGCAAACUGACUCGAGCAGAGAAGGCCCGAUUAGCGAGUGCUGGAUUUGCACCAAUACUGGAUUCAGAAGGUCGUAAACCUACAGUGCUAUCACUUGAUGAUGUGGAAGCACCAGUCAACUUGGCUUUGGAGUUACAGGAUACAAAGCUGAAUGAUGUCACCUUGACACUGAUGGGAUUGUCCAUUGUUGAUGGUGUAAACGCAUCCCCAAAUCGUGUGUUUUUCACAUUCAAGUUUUGGACGUAUCCUCAAGUCUUGACAUCGCCAGUCCAAGUAUACACAGGAGCACUCCCACCUUCAGAGCGCUCAAAACAGAUUCAUUCUGAUGAGCAGACGAAAACAAAUACCUGGCCAGGUAUAUUUUAUUCAUUCGAACAUGAUGGAUCCACGCCUGCUUAUCGUCAUGCACCUGGAUUAUCCUUCACAUACUCUGGAGAUGAGGAAACAUCACCAAAGCAAAUAGCAUCUCGAUAUGCAGCAACGACUUUCCGACACUAUCUGGCGAGCAAGAUUUUACAGGUCUUUUUAUGGGAUGCUGAUUCACACAUGUGUCUUGGCUCUUGCGAUAUUGAGCUCAAGUCUGUUUUACGACGUGGAAAAAAUGCAAUCAUGUUUGAUGAUUCGGUUGCGAUUAUCAGCUCAACACAAACGACGGAAGUGGCAGACACAACCAAUAUGUUGCAAAACAAGGUUGGAUCCCUCUUCCUGAAAUGGACGAAUAUUUCACGUAAAGGAACCAUGAAUUCCAUAAGUUUAUCGAAACCGAUUCUCUAUGACUACCAUGAAUCCAUCAAAGUACACCCUGAGGUCAAGAAAUUGGGUAGUCGGAUGCAAGACACCGACCCAGAGCUAUCUGAAAUGUUGCGUGAAGCCCAUGCUGCGCGAGUCAAAGGGCUCGAUGCGUCCCGAGCAGCUGAAAAUGCUUAUGGAGCCGUUUCUGCACAGAACGAAAGGAAAUUGGCUAAAGCUCGACGAGUUUUGAGACAGUCUGAUGCUACCAAUAGCAAAUCUGAUGCAAAUGAAAAGGAUGAAGUCUUCCAAACAUAUCAGUUGUCAAGACAAGAACGUCAACGAGACUUACAAGCGAUAGAGAUAUUCCGUGAAAGAAAGAAACGUCUGGUGAUUGGUGAAGAACUAACCAAGGAGAUUACUACUCACCAUACUAUUUAUGCUUCUCUCGGGCUUGCUUGCUAUUUCGAAAUCGUUUUCACGAAUCCAUACAACUACGAUGCCAAGUUUGAUGUCUCAUUCGAUGAUGCUGAGCUAAGAAUUGUGUCAAAUCCAGCAAUGCUCAAGUAUCUACGGCGGACAUACCAUAUCAUUGCACCGCUGGAUAAGGAGCCAGUAUUCUCUGUCAAGCGCGACGGUUCUACAGAAAUGUUUCUACUGGCAAAUGAGAAGAUGUCGGUACCGUUUGUGUUUCAGACAUUUUGUUCUGCGCAAGCUCGCGUGACCACAGUCUCAUUUUUCAAUAAUGAUCAAAAGCCUGUCGCAUUGCUUGACGUCCGAGUGAUUCCCACUGGACAUUUUGUCGAUCGAGUGGCACCAUUUUUCAGACCAGAAAACGAAGUUUUUAAGAGUGUGCUGAGAUUUGAGUCGCCACCUUCAAGAGGUCCUCUUGCAUCAAUAUUGCCUGAUGGCAUCACGACCAUUUAUGAUGCAGCACAUCCAGAUGCACGAUAUCUCAGAUGUGGGAAUGCGGAAGUAUCAUGUCAGCUUGGUUCAACUACGAUGACCAAUACUCACGAUUUGAGCUUUAAAGCGGUAGUGCAACCUGCCUCAGCUGGUAGCGAGACUCUCUCGAUGCUGCUGUUUGAUGAUCCAUUUUUUUUGAGUUUGGUUUGCAUUUGGUCCAUACCGAUUCAUGCUUUGCAUCGGUUUGAUGUGCAGUGUGUGUUUGGUCAAGAAACCAAGACGCAAUUGAUCGUGCGUGGUGGAAGUGCAUCACGAACAUGUCGUUUGUAUUCUAACUCUUCGGAAGUUGUGCAUGCUACUGGAAUGGUUGCUUUACCUGCCCAAAUUCUGGCAGAGGUUCCAGUUAUUGCUAAACCAUUAACAUUUGGAGUCAAAGAAGUUGUUGUUAAUCUGAUGGAUGAACAUUAUCUGGUCGCCAGCUACUUAGUAGUUUUACAUGCUAAACCGCCAGCUAUAACGAAGACCUUCGAAUUGGCACUACCCCGAUCAAAAUUGGUGAAUAAGCGCGUGACGUACACAAAUCCAUAUCCAAACAAGCGAACGUUUGUGAUUUCAACCAACAGCCCACAACUUCUCACAUUUAAAGAGCCAAUUCUUGAAUUGAAGAGAGAGGAAGCUGGAUAUAUCAAGAUGCAAUUUGCGCCAACUGGGACUCGAGUCGACACACUGGAGGUUCUCGUGUUUAUUGCUGAAGAUCGAGGUGUGCUUGAUGAAUGUAUAUGUAUCAAGAUCAAGUAUACGGAUUGA